AUGAAGGUGGCAACCGUUUGCUUGGCCAUUGUGGCCCUUGUAGGAAGCGCAGCAGCCGUUUCCUACCCUUCGCAAAAGUGUCCCACGAAUGAGGUUCUGGUGGCUUCGCCGCCAUGCUGCGAACCAACCUGCGAUUGUGACUGUGAUACGUCUUGCCAGCAGUUACUCGUCUACCAGCCGACUUGCGUCUGCAUGACCGGCUACGUACGUCUCGAUGGCCAAUGCGUUCCAAAAUCGUGCUGCCCUGUUCCCGAAACCGAGCCACCGUGUGCACCAGUGACGGCUGCUCCCGUAUACCAACCACCAUCUUGUGGAUGUGGACAGAAUCCUUGCCAAUGUGCGCAGCCGGCUUAUCAUCCUGCUCCCGUCUACAAUCCAGCACCUGUCUACCAACCAUGUGAAACUACUUGUGCCCCGGUAGUGACCUCCACCUGUUCUUACCAUUCCGCACCCGUCUACGAACAGCCGUCGUGUGGCGGAUGUGACCAAUAUCCUUGCCAGUGUGCUCAACCUGCUUAUCAACCUGCUCCCGUCUACAAUCCGGCACCUGUCUACCAGCCGUGUGAAACUACUUGUGCUCCGGUAGUGACCUCCACCUGUUCGUACCAGCGUGCUCAUGUCUACGAACAGCCAUCGUGUGGCGGAUGUGGUCAAACUCCAUGCCAAUGUGCUCAGCCUGCUUAUCAGCCUGCUCCGGUCUACGAACAGCCAUCGUGUGGCGGAUGUGGUCAAACUCCAUGUCAGUGUGCUCAGCCUGCUUAUCAGCCUGCUCCGCCAUGUGAGACUACCACCGUCUAUACUACGCCCGCUUGUGAAACACCUAAACCUCCGACCUGUGCGCCCUGUGAGCAGCUGGUUUUCGUAAACCCAUGCUGUGAACCGACCUGUGACAACGAUUGCUCCGGUGUACAAUGCAACCCGCUGCUGCUAGUAGAGGAGCCAACCUGUGCAUGUCGACCUGGUCUCGUCCGGUACCAGGGACACUGUGUUGAACCGUCCGUCUGCCCGCGAAGUGCUUCCCGCUAUCGGCUGUUUGUACCGAAAACUGUUUCGUGUGCUUGUAACAAGCAGAAUGUCGUUGUUUACUAA
Messenger RNA from Anopheles marshallii, 1089 nucleotides. Its product is annotated as keratin-associated protein 16-1-like. The record is from RefSeq and is a predicted model, not a curated record. The transcript is spliced from 4 exons. Bases 1 to 1089 code for a protein of 362 amino acids. Lineage: Eukaryota; Metazoa; Arthropoda; Insecta; Diptera; Culicidae.